UCGGCCGUCGCGGCCGGGAGGGAAGCGUUGACAGUGCUGCGGAGGCUGGCUGGGGUCGCGGCCGCGGCAAGUGACAUCGUUUUCCAAUCUGUCCGCGUCCGCAGCCGCCCGACACGGAGCCAGGAUGUUCGGGAUGCUGAGCAGCAGCUUUGAGGAUGAUCCCUUCUUCUCUGAUUCUUUUAUUGCACACCGAGAAAGUAUGCGACAGAUGAUGAGAAAUUUCUCUGAACCUUUCGGAAGAGACUUGUUCGGCAUCACUGAUGGUAGAGGAAGAGCUCGUAAUCAUACGGGACAUGAGGAUGGUGAAAAUUCCUUGACUGCAAUGCGUUCCCUUGUGCCUUUUGGCAGUUUUGGUGGUAUGCGUCCAGAUGUCAACCCUUUUCAGGCAAUGGACCGAAUGAUGUUAAAUAUGCGAAACAGUAUGCAGGAAUUACAAAGAAACUUUGGUCAGCUUUCAAUGGAUCCAAAUGGGCAUUCGUUUAGCUCUUCCUCAGUUAUGACAUAUUCCAAAGUAGGGGAUGAACCGCCAAAGGUUUUCCAGGCCUCAACUCAAACCCGUAGGGCUCCAGGAGGAAUAAAGGAAACUAGGAGAUCACUGAGAGAUUCUGAAAGUGGAUUAGAAAAAAUGGCUGUUGGUCAUCAUCUCCAAGACCGAGCUCAUGUCAUUAAAAAGUCAAAGAACAACAGGACCGGAGACGAAGAGGUCAAUCAAGAGUUCAUCAAUAUGAAUGAAAGUGAUGCUCAUGCUUUUGAUGAGGAGUGGCAAAAUGAGAUUUUGAAGUACAAACCGGGGGGACACUGGCGCAAUCUAGAAAACUCUAGGAUGCGGAGCGUUGGUCACGAGAAUUCAGGAUCCCGAGAGCUUAAAAGAAGGGAGAAACUUCACCAAAGUCCAGCCAUUGAAUAUGGAAGAUCAAAUGCUUUUGUGGACAAACUCAACAUCAAAGGAUCACCUGUGAAAAUCAACAAAAAAUAAAUAGCAUUGCACUUGAUCUGUUUAGUUUCCAUAGUUUUAACAGAGAAAGUAAUGGUGCUGGGUGAUACACAUAAGACCAAUCUCUUGUUGUUGAAUUAAUACUGUAUUUAGCAACUUUCUUCUGAUGUCUGAAUGUUCUUGGAAGUGCUAGCUUUAUAUUGUCCCUACUUUAGGAAUAAAGCUUUGAUUUUCAACAAUGCAAGAAGCAUUAAACACUCUAUAUCAUUUUAAAACAUACUAAUUUUUAAAGCUCACAUGCUGAUUUUGCUUUCACAGUUAUUUUCCUGUUGCUAUGUAUCCUAUAUAUUCAAUAUUGAAUGUACAGCUAGUCUAUCAUGUAAAAUUAGUUAUAAGAAGUGAAAUGUUAGAAAAUUAUCUGUUUUUACUAACACUAUAAGAGUGAUGUUCAUAAAGGUGAAAGCUAGCUUAAAGAAUUUUUAAAAAUAAAGUGAAUCUAUACUAGUACUCUUACAAAAAAUUACUUUUAUAAAGAACACAAUAAUCAAAUAGUUCAUUUUCAAAGAGAUUUUAAAUUGCUAAUAUACAUGAAUUUUCUUCUUAUAAUUUCUUUUUACUGUGUAUUCUUUUUUUGUUCUGUGUUACAUUUUUAACAUUCAUCAGACUUUACAUUGACCUUUGUCUUUAACAUCUUAACGUAGAAUAUUUCUGUUCUCCUUUCCCACAGACAGCUUAAUCUAUCUCCCCGAUUAACAUUCUAAAGUUGGAGUGUCCUUGGAGAAACUCUGCUCAGCCUUUUUGUGACAUUUAGAAAAAUGCAUUUGGUAUUCUACAAACCUGAAUGAUUGAUUGUCUCAAAAUUUCUUAGACGGGUGAUGUGUGUGUUUGAGCAAGGUACUUAAUAAUUCAAUUGUUCUGUUUUUAAUUAUACUAUUUAAAGAUUCAGCUCUUGUUUUUUUUUCAUUCUAGAAUUCAAACAUUAAUCUGUUUUUAUAAAGUUAGGUUUGAAAUUUCUGAGAAUAUAAAAUCUUAACUCAAGUUUUUGUUGUUUCAAGGGGGAAAAAGAACAAAAUCCCGUUAUCACUCUAUAAUCCUAAUAUCUUUCUUUUUAAACUUUGGAAGUAGAAUUGGGUGAUUGUGCUUCUACUCUUCUAAUUUUCUGUAUCAUGUCCUAUUAAUUGUACCAGUCAGCAUUUCAUGCCUUUAACUAGUCACUACAAUAAGAUACAUAUGUGUCGAUUCAUUUUUAUAAUGGAAAAUAAUUGAGCAUGUAUUAGUUAAAGAUGUUAAAUUUUUCCUCUUAUGCAUAACUUAGCAUACUAAUAACAUACUAACAUAUUGGGAAGUUGUCAUAAAGGCAUACAUUUUAAAUAACACUUUUGCAUAAAUUCACUUGACAGAGAAAAAUCCCAGUAGACACUGUAAUUCUCCUUUUGCCUAAAUUAUUACACUGAUGGUAACUUGAGUCAUUAUAUUCAAAUAUGAAAACAUGAUUUAAUAAAUAAUUGUACUAAAGACAGUAUAACUUCUAUGUGUCAUAUAGCAGUUAGAGAAUUCAUAGAUACUUUUUUUCAUCCCAACUUGUUUACCAUAAAAAGCAAAUUAAAAUUGAAUUAAAUAUAUAUUUCUUCUUACGCCACAGUGCUUCCUAAGGGGCCACUUAUAAAAUAUGUGACGUGGAUUACAUGUCAAUUCUUUACAUUCACAUGAUGCUGAAAUUGGCUUUUUUCAGAAUUUAUUUUUAUCGUAAUUCUGAAGUCAACUUAACCAGUAUAAAAAAGAAGGCUCUCCGUGCUUUGUGGUUCACAUAUUAUUUUUUCUUUAUGGACUGCCACUGAUCUUUCUGGAACCCUGGGUCUCUGGGGAAUGUAAGGAUAUUAACAGUUCGGUGAAUUGUUAAAAAUGUUAAUAUUCUUACAUUAACAACAAUAAGGCCAAGUUGAAUACUUAGGCUCCUUGCUACUUUAGUGAUUUUCCUGGUGACUUUCAGUCUCAGUGAUAGGUUUUCAUUACUCUACCUUUAAGACUCCUUUAGCUUUUAGUGGCAGGAGCACGCUGGAAUCAGAUGGUCCCAGCCUGAGGCAAUGUGAUGGAGUUAGGAGGUGGGGCCGGGGAGGGGAUUGGGUUAUGAGGAUGGAGCCCUCAGAGCAGGAUGAAUGCCUUUGUAAAAGAGACCCCAGAGAGCUCCUGUGCACACGCAGUGAGAAGUUGGCUGCCUACGAACCAGAAAGUGGGACACAACAGACGCUGAAUCUCCUGGGGCCUGGAUCUUGGGCUUCCCAACCUCCAGAACUAUGUGAAAUAAAUUUCUAUUGUUUAGAAGUCACCCAGUCUGGUAUUUUUGCUAUAGCAGCCUGAAGGGACUGACAGUGGUCAGUUCGGAGAUCCUACUGAAGUUUGACCUAGACCUACCUCACUGCAGUGAAUUAGGACCCUCAAUUUGGUGUAAGUAUACAUAUCUGAGAAACCUUGAGGUCCCUCUGUCCCUUACUACAUGGAUUUUGCAGUAACUCUGCAUUGUGAUGAUCUCUUUGGUCCCAGUGUCAUUCUUAUUAUUGUCUCCCAAAGUAACCAACCACCUGACAAAACUUCAGGAAGAGAGCCUCUCUGUAAUUUGUCUAAAGAGACCACUUCGUUUAUGUAGAAGUCUGCCCAUCUUUUAUUUCCAUACUUCAGCGCUUUUUAACUGUAUGGCUUAUAUUUGAACUUUCUUCUCUCCUUGAAGAGGGAAGGUAAUUAGACUAUUACAGGGAUACUUUCAUGUUUGUAUUACUAAAUUAAAGAAUGAGGCCAUUAGACUGAGACAGCUUUAAUGCCUUAGUAGCUCAUGCAAGCAAACCAAAACCUAAGCCUGCAAUGCCUCUAGGUUAAAAACAGCCAACCCGGCGUUCCCACAGCAGGCAGCCCUAGCCGAUCAGCUAAUCCCCUUGCUUUCCCUCUGCCUCUUCCCUCUGAGUCUCUUCCCAGCCCCACUUGGUGGAGCGCUCCUUCUUCCUGUUUGGUGCUGCUGAUUCAAAUUGAGUUUUGCUCAAACUCAAGAUUUUCAAUGUCUCAGUUUAUCUUUUAAGCUGGUAUAAAGCUGGCUCUAGCUCUCCUUCUUGCUUUUUCCUCUCCCCAUCUUCUCCUCCUACUUGACACAUUUUAAAGACGAAUUUCAGAAAACAAUUAUUUAUAUGAAAUAUGUGUCACUAGGAAUAUCUAGUCCAAAAAAACCCAUAGUCCAAAAUGUCUUAAGAGGAAAAAAUCAAUAAACCAUUUGUAUUGCUUUUGCAUGGGAUGUGGACAAGUGAAUUUAAAUAAUAGCCUCUGUUAUGAUUAUGAGACUAAAGCUUUCUAGUCACUGUUUUGGGAAAGAUCCCAAGUAUGCUCCUUACUUGCAGCAAGUAAUAAAUCUUUCCCUCUCUGGAAAAUAAAAUAAAAUAAAAGUUUCAAAACAAAA
Molecule: messenger RNA, 4373 nt
Organism: Camelus dromedarius (Arabian camel)
Lineage: Eukaryota; Metazoa; Chordata; Mammalia; Artiodactyla; Camelidae
Gene: MLF1
Product: myeloid leukemia factor 1
Exons: 8
Coding region: 125-976 (283 amino acids)
Biological process (GO): regulation of DNA-templated transcription
Cellular component (GO): nucleus; cytoplasm
Source: RefSeq, a predicted model, not a curated record